UUUUUUUUUUUUUUAACAAGGAAAGCCACGGAGCCGGUAGAAAGAGCACGCUAUAGGAAGUUAAUAUAAUCCGGUUGAUUAGGCCUUUCAUAUAAAAAAGAAAACAUGCCUGGAGACAUCGACAAGGGUAAGAAGACAUUUGUCCAGAAGUGUGCCCAGUGUCACACUGUGGAAAAUGGUGGAAAGCACAAGGUUGGACCCAACCUUUGGGGCCUCUUUGGACGCCAGACAGGUCAGGCAGAAGGCUACUCCUAUACAGAUGCCAACAAAAGCAAAGGCAUUAUUUGGGAUGAAGACACCCUAAUGAUUUACUUGGAGAACCCCAAGAAAUAUAUUCCAGGAACAAAGAUGAUCUUUGCUGGCAUCAAAAAGAAGAAUGAGCGUGUGGACCUUAUUGCAUAUCUGAAGUCUUCAACUUCAUAACAAACUCUUCUGUGCAUCUUCAUCCCUUUCCAUGUCUUAACAUUCUCAGGAAACCAGGACUUUUCAUUUCUUCAAAUUGUGGCAAGCAGUCUUAGUGAUGUUUGUGGAGUUGCCAUGUUGAUUGUAGCUGUACAUUAAUUUUGAUAUCAAUGACCGCCUUCCACUGCUGUAAAAUAAAUCUUUUUUUUUUUUUUAACAGUUGCCCUUUUCUAAGAUAAAUUAUUAGACAAUAUAUACUGUGUAUUCAGGGUGUAGGGACUGAAUGUGAUAUUGUACUGUUAUGGAUUAUUUUUUAGUAAUUGUCUGUUCCAAAAACUGAAUAUGCCUUUUCUGCUUUGAAAAUGCCUCAGUUGUUUUUGUACGUUUUCAAUUUCUAAGUUGAAUAGAACUGACACUAAGCAGUAUUUUUCUUACGUCAUCCAUUGAUUCUCUCCCAGAAAUCAACAUGUUUUGGGUAUGACGUCACACUGUAAUGUUCUUAUCUAACAGGCUUGGGGUGCUUCAUUGUCAUCAUCACUCUCUUAAAAAAAUUAUGACAGUGUCUCUUUUUGUGCAGCCACAUUAGACUAACUGGAUUUGUGAACUGAUUUACUGAUAUCUUGAAAAUUGAGUCCUUAUUUCCCCCAGUGGGAAAGUGGAGGAGAUGAAAGAACAUUAAAUGGUUAGUAAAA
Messenger RNA from Melanotaenia boesemani (Boeseman's rainbowfish), 1094 nucleotides. RefSeq names its product cytochrome c-like. Gene Ontology annotation, cellular component: mitochondrial intermembrane space. The record is from RefSeq and is a predicted model, not a curated record. The transcript is spliced from 3 exons. NCBI's taxonomy places the organism in Eukaryota, Metazoa, Chordata, Actinopteri, Atheriniformes, Melanotaeniidae. The coding region runs from base 106 to 423 and encodes 105 amino acids. Gene Ontology annotation, biological process: mitochondrial electron transport, cytochrome c to oxygen; mitochondrial electron transport, ubiquinol to cytochrome c. Gene Ontology annotation, molecular function: electron transfer activity; heme binding.